AUGUUACAUUGUAAUGUAUUUAUCCAGCACAUACAUUCAUUAUUUCAUACAAUAAAUCACUUAAAUUCUACAAAUACUCUUAAUUUAACAAAAAGGUUAAUCGCUUUUCGCCCCUUUCACUCAUCAGAUUACACUAUCUUUUCUAAUUUAUGGCUACAACGUCACAAGUUGGAGGAAUCUGAACUAUCUGAUUUACUUGAUAAUACUGCAUCAAAUGACAAUUUGAUGCCACAAACACUACAUCUUCUAUCUGUAGCCCACAAAUUUGAUUCGGAUAAACUCAAACCUCAGCCGCAAGAAUCUAGGGUUCUUGAUAUACUUGAAAAUUUCGACCCUAAAAAAUUUUCUAUGUGUUAUCUAUCUCAUUCACUGUAUUUCCUUGCCGAAAGAGGGGUGUGUAUAUCAGAAAGUUUGCAUGCCAAGUUCAGUAACUAUGCCAAUAAUUCUUCAAGGGUUGCGGUCGCAUUGGCGCUCAUCAAGUUGACCAACGACCUCACUAACUCUAUCACCCCAAAUGUUUCUGACAUAUCUGACAAUUUGUAUAAUAAUGAAAUACAAUUAAAUGUGACGGAUUUAGCGUACCUAAACGUGAUAUCUAUUGUCUGCCUUAAUAAUUCCGCUCUGAAUGCUGUCUUACCAGCCCAAAUGAAAUUGGAUGCAAAUUCCACUAGUUUCCUAAAACAUGUUGUUUUAGCACACAAAUUUCCUCUUAUUCCUCCUUCCGACCAGCAAAUCACUCGAGAGCGUCACGAGGCUAAGGAAGCAGGGAUUGUAUCUGAGUCCCUACAAAUUGGAGCAUUUUACUACACUCUGGUUAAUGUGAAGUUGAAGGAAAUUUAUGUGAGGAGGCAGCCGAACGAUUAUUUAGACACGGAGUGUGAGAGGUUACGGCCCUUUGUGUUGUGGAAAGAGGCGUAUGCCAAAUCUAAUGGGUUCAAAUUGGUUCAAUAUUAG
Molecule: messenger RNA, 954 nt
Organism: Babesia microti strain RI
Lineage: Eukaryota; Apicomplexa; Aconoidasida; Piroplasmida; Babesiidae
Exons: 4
Coding region: 1-954 (317 amino acids)
Source: RefSeq, a predicted model, not a curated record